CCACCAGGAUGUGGCACUCGGUGGCUCUGCUCCUGUCUGGAUUCUCUGCUUUGAUCCACGUGUCCUUACAGGGUCCUCACCAGAGGAACCUGUUGAAAAACCUCCUGAAGGACUACAACCGGAUGGAGCGGCCGGUGGGCAAUGACUCCCACCCUCUCACCGUCGUCUUCUCCCUCAGUUUGAUACAGAUCAUGGACGUGGAUGAGAAGAACCAGGUGCUCACCACUAACAUCUGGCUGCGGAUGAGUUGGUUCGACCACUAUCUCCAGUGGAACCAGAGCGAGCACCCCGGAGUGAAAAACCUCCGCUUCACCACAGACCAGGUGUGGACGCCAGACAUCCUGCUCUACAACAGUGCAGAUGACGACUUUGACUCCACCUUUAAGACCAAUGUUCUGGUGAACUCCAGUGGCUACGCCGAGUACCUGCCUCCAGGAAUCUUUAUGAGCACGUGCAACGUGGACGUUCGCUGGUUCCCUUUUGACAUCCAGAGGUGUGAGCUGAAGUUCGGCUCUUGGACGUACGAUGGCUGGCUGCUCGAUCUCCAGAUGAACGACGCGGACAUCUCAGGCUACAUGGCCAAUGGAGAGUGGGACCUAAUCGGAGUUCCUGGCACCAGAAACGAGGCCUUCUAUGACUGUUGUAAGGAGCCUUACCCUGACGUGACGUUUGUUGUGACGAUACGCCGGCGGACUCUGUACUACGCCCUGAACCUGCUCAUCCCCUGUGUGCUGCUGUCCUCGAUGACCCUGCUCAUCUUUGUGUUGCCAGCUGACUCCGGGGAGAAGAUCUCACUGGGUAUCACUGUCUUGCUGUCUCUGACUGUUUUCAUGUUGCUGGUUGCGGAGAUCAUGCCAGCCACAUCUGACUCCGUCCCUCUCAUAGGUCAGUACUUCGCAAGUAUAAUGAUCAUCGUUGGGAUGUCGGUCAUCGCCACAGUGGUCGUUCUGCAGUAUCAUCACCACGAUCCAAACGGGGGAAACAUGCCGAAAUGGGUGCAGCUCGUCCUGCUGCAGUGGGUCGCCUGGUUCCUGCGUAUGAAGCGACCGGGAGAGAAUGACGACCCAGAGCGGCCCCCCUGCGCCCCCCACUUGCGGCGCUGCUCCUCGGGUUCCCAGAGCGGCAGCAUCCCGAACCCUCAGGACCCCACCCUCCAUCCGCUGCACCCACAGAACCUGGCCCCGCUCCAAACAGGGCCCCUCCACGCGGGGCACCCUCACCUCCACGCCCAGUCCAGCGCCAACAACAAUGGGAACCUUCUUUACAUGGGCUUCCAGAGCAUAGAGGACCCUUCGAUGCUCUCGGAGGCUGUCCAGAGGAAUAACAUCUCCACGGGGCCUCCGAGAGUAGCAGGAAGCCCGCCUCCGCACCUGCCAUCUCAAUUCUGCAGCUCCCCUCCACCUCCGACCCCCAACAUGGAUACAGGCUGCCCCAGCACUGUCUCCAGUGGCGGGGGCUUCGGAGUUGGAACUGGAGGGCUCGGAGGGUGCUCGACUGCGGGGAUAGGAGACCCCCAGCUACAGGCUAUCCUGGAGGAGGUGCGGUACAUGGCGGACCGCUUCCGGGAGCAGGACGAGGCCGAGAGCGUGAGUGACCAGUGGAAAUUCGCAGGCGCUGUGAUCGACCGCCUGUGUCUGGUGGCCUUCAGCGUUUUCAACAUCAUAUGCACCAUCUCCAUCCUCAUGUCUGCCCCCAACUUUGUGGAGGCUAUUUCAAAGGACUUCGUUUGAAAGCAAAGGGGAAAAAAAAAGAGGAGGGGAAGCGUGAAGAAAUGGAUGAGGGGAAUUAAAUACAGAAUGAAGGAUGAAGUGGGCCUGGAUCCAAGGAAAUACAAUUUCCAGCUGACUGUACGCUCUGUGAUUUGUGAUUGCGAGGAACUGGGAAAUAGAAAAAAAAACAAAAAAACAACAACAAAUGGUUUUCUUUGCAAUAGAUUCUGUUUUGUAACUGAAAUAUAAGAAGAAAACAGAUGAGGACGGGGGUAGCAGCGUGAACUUAGAAUGAGAUUAGGGUGAGCAGGGUGCUUUAUCAGAUCCUUGACAAGGUGAAAUGGAUUCUUCUCUGUCAAAGACUUUCCCCCAAAAUCAGGAGAAAGGGAAAAGGAAAGAGAAGAUUAUCAUUCAGAAGCAAACUCAAGUAAGAAAGCUUUUAAAGCAGGGGGAGAUUGAGAGAGCAAGAGGGGAAAAAAGACAGGCUUUAGAGGGGGACAGAUAAAUAAGACAGACAGUUGGCUGUUUUAUUUUCUCGAGGAGUAAAGACAGUCCUUCACUCCCACAUGUUGAGAAAAGACUGCAUCCUUUAAAGUGAUGUGAGGAGGAGAGGGCGGGGAGACGAGAAACAGACUUCUACAAGGACGGGCAACAGAGAGCGGCCGAGAAGGAACCAGACCACGUCCCUCGUGACGCUGGCAGAACGAGCGUCCUGAUGCUCGGAUAUACAAAACUGGACUGAAGAUCUAAAGAUCGCUGCGGCCGAGAGGAACAGAGGAGGAUCUCAUCUAUUAUUCAAUCACAUCCAUCUAAUGACCGUCAAAUUGAAAGACCUUAGAUAAUCUUUGAGACUAAUAAGCUUUUAAAAGAUGAAGUCCCCUCUCUGCUCGCAAACCACUUUAAAUUUCCAAAGCCUUAUCUGUUUGAGACGAUUGCCAAUCUGCAACAAUCAGCAGAGAUCAAAAGCUCCUCAGCAGCGGGCACAGUUUGCAGCGCCUAUCAUGACCGGGGAACUAGAUUAAACGGUCAUCAGCGACAGCAGUGGCCGGUGGCUCCACCAGAGUGGAGGCUUAUAAACCACUAAUAAGUCAUGAGGUGGUUACCUAACUGCAUCUGACAGGUCCUAAUAGGCCAGCGGAUCUCAUUGGAUUUUAUAUGAAAGGUUUUAAAAACUGAAACGGGCGGUCAGGUCUUUUAAAAGAAGAGAGAGGCACAGAGAAGGGAUAAGAUCAUUCAGAUUACCAAAAUUUACAUGGAGAAGCAACAACCCAUCAAAUUUCUGCCGGAUCCCUUCGGGGCUUUACAGCUUCAUCAUGAGCGAUUUCACAUCGAUCUGAAAUAAGUGAUGGGAUUUUAAUAGAGAUACAUUCAUGAAUUUGGCUCCAGUUGCUAAAGUGGUGAUUUAAAAAGGUUUAGAUGUUGAAGUACGACCUUCAGCCAGAGAGAAGCUUCAGGAAAUUGGUGUCAAAUGAACGGAAUAUGUCUUGAAUUACUUUGGUUGGAGAGGUCAAACAAACAUAAAUGACUUUUUUGUGUCUCUGCUAGCAGUUUGAAUGUAGGCUGAAUGCAAUGUUAGCCUAGCUUAGCUCAUUUCAUAGAUGUCAGUGGGUUCACAUGUUAAAAUUCUCAGAGGAUUGCUGUCUGACCUGACAAAAGUACAUGUUUUGUUAUGCAUUUAAGCAAUUUACAGAAAAUUCGAUAAGAUCAAAUUUACGAUCUCCUUCUUUUGUUCUUACUACGACUGUUCAAAACUAAAUAAUGGGGAAUUUAUGCAGUAUAAUACCCUUAAAAAUUCCUAUAGUGGGAUGUCAUAUUAUACACAUGAAAACAACCCAGCCACCAAAAUAAAUGUUAGGUUUGCAGAAGUGUAUUUAGCUAAGUUCAAACUUUACAUUUCUUUUGGUUAAAUUGUCUAUUUCUCUCUGUCACAAUAUGUGCUUAUUCUCUGGUUAGGUUAAGGCACACAGAUCAUGUGGUAAUGGUUAGAAAAACAUCAUGGUUUGGCUGAAAGUACCUGUUUUGGUUGCCACAAACACAGAAAUGGCCUGACUUCCCCUGAAAUAGAUCCGAUUUUGUUGCCACACACAGCUGGAAAUUGUCCCCAGGGCCCCCAGAAAUAUGUGGUGGUGCCACGCUUACAAAUGUUGAAACAAUGUGCACCUUCAGCAAAAAAAAUCCAGUAGAUCCGCACUCUUGAGUGUCCACAGGUUCGAACAAAUUCGAACUUACGCGCUAUGGUCAACUGCAGACCGACCGAUUAAUUCGACUGCAGUCCAAUAUUGAAGGUCAGGUAAUAAACACGUAACGUGAACAUGAUACGGGAAAAUUUGUACUAAUGUAUGCUACUUACAAACUCGGACAUAUCUGUGUCUUGCAGAAACAUUAACUGCUGACAUAUCCUCACGACGGGGCUGGUGAAAAUUACCUUUUCGUGACACUAAACCCGUCUGGGAUGAUGAUUCAUACGUGUCCCAAACCUCAAUUUACGGCUCACUAUACAGCAAACGAUCGAGUGUCUAUUAUAAGGGGAAUAGUGAAAGAGUUAAUGAGCGAGUGAUUCUGGACACGACCCAAGAUUAUAAGAGACAGAUGAGUCAUUCAAAAUAGCUAGAAGCAACACAGUCAGUGUACCUUUAAUGGCUCAGUUCAGCGCGGAUAAUUGCUGAGUCUCCCGACGGUUCACUGCUUCGGAGAUGGUGUCACUUUCUCCUCAGUGCUAGUUUCCAUGUGGAUGCAGCUAUGACGCACAGCCACCGAUAACAAAUAUAGAAUUGUCAGGAAAAACAGCUUCAGCUCUGGGGAUUUUCUCUAUUUGUCAAAGAAUAGUAGUGAAUAUUGUUUAUUGUGUCAUUGUUCUUUUUGUCAGAAAGGAACGUAACUGGUGAAAACUAAGGGAAGCACCGUACUGGAUUUGUGCUGAUACGAUGCUAUUUUUUGGCUCGUUUUGAUCUGUUGCAGAUGCCGACAUAGUCACACAACCUCUCCUGUAGUGAAGAUAAUAUGUUGUUGUGUCUAGUCUUAUUGUGACAGCCCACAGACAGAUGCAAACACACAAUGCUUUUCAAAUGUGCUCAUUUUGGGCAGUGCGGAUAUUUCAUUUUAUAUUAUUGUUCGGGCCUUUAGCCUCUAUUUUUCGGAUAGCUCUCAAUCCACCACAGGCCUGCUUCACAAAAAAUUGCCAAGGAGCCAGACUUUUACAUUCCCUGACCUGUAAAACCUCAUUUGAAUGUGUUUAAAGGAUGCACUUUUUAUUCAUCAGGUGGCGAAGGCUCACACAUUCUUUACUCAAGUACAAGUACAGACUCUGGUAACAGAAGACGUACUGAUUCAUCAUUUUGAUCUAAUUCAGACUUUAAACUUAAAGGUGGAAUCAGCAGGAUUUGUCCGAGCUGUUUGUAAAUGCAACAGAAAGAUAGCUGAUCGUUGAGUCUAAUUCUCAGGGCGUCAAAUAUCAACAUGUUGCGCUGGAAAAGUCCCAUGAGUAGUAAAACAAACAACUGAGAAAAUAAGAAAAUCCACUUAGAAACUUAGAAACAGAAACAAACACAGCUUUUCUCCCCAUUUGAGUCUCCCUCAUCAUGUUACAUCUGCCGUGUGAUAGGCGCUGAUAAAUCAGUAAAAUCAGUGUUCUGAUGUUGGGAAGACAGUGUGCAAAAUGGAAAUAAUCAACAAUUCCCCUCAAAUCGCAUUUAAACUAAAGUCGCAAGCCUUUUUUAUGUUAAUGUAAGGAGCAGAAAGUAAAAUGUUGUCAGAGAAAUAAAUACUCGUGUAAAUGAUAGCUGAAAAAUCAACAAAGUAUUUGUACCCAGCCUGGGUUAAAUCGAUCUAAUGAAGAAGAGUAUUUUUGUGCUUAGCAACACAUCCAGCUAAUGAACGGGCGAAUGACUCCUCUGGCAGAAUGAUUAAAGGGCCCCGGGGCUGCCAGUUGAAUGGGUCUGCUCCACCAGGUCAGCUAGCAUAUUUCAUUUUUUAGAGCCUUUAUCAGCCGAUACCAAUGUCACGCACCCCUGGCGAGAACAGAUGUUUUUUGUAUUAAACCCUGGAUAAAAUGUGUUCGCCCUGCACCCUGAGCCGCCGACACCUGUGAUUGAGCAAUCUAAACCGUGCUCAUUACUCAACCAUACGAUCAAGUGUAAGCGAGGUUAGCCUGACUGUGGAAGGAGAGAUUCCUCUGAAAACCGAGCAGCCCUUUAAAGGAUAAGGCGUGGAGUUGCUCUGUAUUUUUUUUUUUUUUUUUUAGUUAUUGUCAACAAAUCCCAUGGAAAAAAAACCCCAAGAAACCCACUGUCGCCCAAACAGUCUGCUGCGCGCUGCAGUUUUUUUUUAAGCAGACAGGCGUAAA
Acanthopagrus latus (yellowfin seabream) is the source of this 6051-nucleotide messenger RNA. It is a transcript of the gene chrna11, whose product is annotated as cholinergic receptor, nicotinic, alpha 11. The record is from RefSeq and is a predicted model, not a curated record. NCBI's taxonomy places the organism in Eukaryota, Metazoa, Chordata, Actinopteri, Spariformes, Sparidae. The transcript is spliced from 10 exons. Bases 9 to 1730 code for a protein of 573 amino acids. Gene Ontology annotation, cellular component: postsynaptic membrane; synapse; neuron projection. Gene Ontology annotation, molecular function: acetylcholine-gated monoatomic cation-selective channel activity; transmembrane signaling receptor activity. Gene Ontology annotation, biological process: chemical synaptic transmission; regulation of membrane potential; signal transduction.